This is a messenger RNA of Tricharina praecox, 1423 nucleotides long. RefSeq lists its product as uncharacterized. The transcript has 2 exons. NCBI's taxonomy places the organism in Eukaryota, Fungi, Ascomycota, Pezizomycetes, Pezizales, Pyronemataceae. The record is from RefSeq and is a predicted model, not a curated record. Bases 152 to 1345 code for a protein of 397 amino acids.
CGACAACCUUCGACAGUGUUGAAAACGUACCGGUUACGUCGCUUUACAUUGUCUUCAAUCAUCAUCCGAUAGAAAAAAAGUCCUACCUCGCAAGUUCGCAAGCUUAAAAACCCCAUCUACAAACAUCACAUCAACACAUCAACACAUCAACAUGCAGUUCACUUUCUCCACCAUCGCCGCUGUGGCCGCCCUCAUCGGCUCGUCCGCCGCCCACAUGAUCAUGGCCGACCCCCCGCAGUGGGUUGUUCCCGGAGAGUCCCUCGGUCCUCUCGACCCCUCCGGAUCCGACUUCCCCUGCGCGAACGGUGUUGCCGUUACCACCGCCUCCCGCACCUACACCGCCGGCGAAUCCGCGAUCCUCCAGGUCCAGGGCUCCGCCGUCCACGGUGGUGGUUCCGGUCAGAUGCUCAUCACCUACGACAUGCCUCCCACCGCGAGCAGUGUCUGGCGAGUGAUGGUCUCGUUCGAGGGUGACCACCCCGUCAAGGCCGACGGCAACCUCCCCGCCGACCCCUACCUCCUGCACGCACCCAUCUCGUACACGAUCCCCGAGGGCCUCCCCUCAGGAACCGCCGUCGUCGCCUGGUCGUGGUUCAACAGGGUCGGAAACCGUGAGAUGUACAUGAAGUGUGCCACCGUCGCCAUCGAGGGCAAGACGGCGUCCGUUUCCAACCUCAGCGACGACCCCGCCAUGCUCGCUCUCCCCACCUUCUUCCGUGCCAACAGCGGCAACGGCUGCACCGUCCCCGAGGGCAUCGACGCCAUCGCCUUCAAGUACCCCGGCACCCAGGUCGACCGCAAGGGCGGCUACACCGCCAUUGCCGUCGACUGCGACGACUCCCAGCCCGGCACCGGCUCCGGCGACGAGACCCCCGCACCCACCACCACCGCCGACGUUCCCGAUGCCACCAGCACCGACGAGCCCACCCCCACCGACGAGGCGCCCGAGACCUCGGCGACCGCCUACCCCACUGAUCCCGCCGGAGGCGACGAGGAGUCCGGCGGCGACGAGGAGGCCGAGCCCGUUCCCACGUCGACUGCCGCGCCCACCGUCACCAACCCUUCUCCCACCACCACCGGCUCGCCCACCUUCCCGCAGCCCACUGCCACCGGCUCGCCCACCUCCCCGCAGCCCACUGCCACCGGCUCGCCCGACUCCGGCACCUGCGUCGAGGGCGCCGUCUACUGCCACGACGACCGCACCUGGUCCAUGUGCGGAUCCGGCCGCAUCCAGCUGAUCGGCCAAGUCCCCGCGGGCAUGAAGUGCGUCGACGGUAUCUUCUCGGCCGACAAGAAGCGGUCCAUCCGGUUCUCGUCCGAGCACAUGCGCCACCGCCGCCACUAGAUCAUCACUCACUCAGUCGUGAUUGGUUUACGGGUUCGAGUUUCUUUGUACAUCUAGAUUGGGUUUCUUGGGAAAAAG